Molecule: messenger RNA, 501 nt
Organism: Ornithodoros turicata
Lineage: Eukaryota; Metazoa; Arthropoda; Arachnida; Ixodida; Argasidae
Exons: 4
Coding region: 104-427 (107 amino acids)
Source: RefSeq, a predicted model, not a curated record
UGAGGAAGAGGAGAAUGUUUCCGGUUGCCUUCCUGGGGAAGAAGAAGAAACGAAAGAAGUAUUCCACUCCCAUUUCGACUACCUGGUUCUUCAAAUCCUCAUAAUGGAUUCUGAAGAAACGCUGAUAUCGGCGCAUUCUAGUGAUGAACACGUCUCCCGAAGCUACACUGGUCAUCGACAGAAUUCGUCUGGAACGUCCAGAGUAUCCCGUACAUCCAGAGCUUCAGGGACAUCCAGAAUAUCGGGAACAUCCAGGGUGUCUAGGACGUCCAGACAUUCUGGAGGAUCGGGAAGUGCUCAAGGGUCUGGUUCAGGCUGCAGGUUAGACGACAGUGGGAGUGGCGGGUGUGCGGCCGAAGCUUCGGGAAGCGGUGUUGUGAUUGACAACAGCAACAUCGGGUACAGUUGGCAACAACCUGGCUCGUAAGGAAGUUGAUAUUCACAAUCUUGCAUAGCAUCUAGCAUAAAGUGACAAUGUUCAUAGGAAACGUUAAGACCUCA